AUGGCAGAUGCAGAAGUUAGUGGACAGGCCACGUCGCCCUCGAAUCAACCUAGCGCAGGAGCCGGAAGUACAUCGGCCUCCUCAUUGAAAAAGGAAAAAUCUUCGAAAGCUAAGAAUCCCAGGUCAAAACCUACCCAUCCCCCGACAUCGGAGAUGGUAACCAACGCUAUUAAAGGAUUGAAAGAGAGAGGAUGUUCUUCUUUACAAGCCAUCAAGAAGUACAUAGCUGCUAAUUAUAAAGUGGACGCGGAAAAGGUAGCACCGUUUAUUAAAAAGUAUUUGAAAUCGGCAGUAAUAUCCGGAACCUUAGUCCAGACAAAAGGUAAAGGUGCGUCCGGUUCUUUCAAACUGGCAGCUUCAAGUUCGUCGGCCCAAUCUAAACAAUCAUCGAGCGGCGGAGCUACAUCGUCAGCCGCAGGAGAUAGAAAGAAGGGUGUCGGAGCUAAAGCCAAGAAAGGCGCCGCAAAGAAAUCAGCAGCUACCGAAAAGAAGGCGCCGAAAAAAGCUACCGGAUCUCCAAAGGCUAAAAAAGCGGCAGCCGUUUCGUCGGAGAAAAAAGUAGCCGGAAAGAAAGCAGCCGAAAAGAAGAAAGCCGCCUCUGGUGGAGCAGCGACUGCCGCCUCUGCUAAACCCAAAUCUCCCUCUAAGGCGAAAAAGUCCAACAAAACUGGACCGACAAAAACCUAA
Molecule: messenger RNA, 687 nt
Organism: Sitophilus oryzae (rice weevil)
Lineage: Eukaryota; Metazoa; Arthropoda; Insecta; Coleoptera; Curculionidae
Product: histone H1B-like
Exons: 1
Coding region: 1-687 (228 amino acids)
Biological process (GO): chromosome condensation; negative regulation of DNA recombination; nucleosome assembly
Cellular component (GO): nucleosome; nucleus
Molecular function (GO): nucleosomal DNA binding; double-stranded DNA binding; structural constituent of chromatin
Source: RefSeq, a predicted model, not a curated record